GAGUUGUCAGAUAAAUUAAAUAAAAAUCAUUGUGCUCGUUGAAUCUACUACACUUACAUGAUGUUUCGCAACAACAGAAUCCAAAAUCAACAGUUAUCUCUCACAGACAUGCUCGCAUUUCCAAAAAAAUGGGACCUUUAUAAAAAACAAUUUAGUAAAGAAUACAAAGAUAAGGAUGAGGACACGAUACACAAACAAAUUUAUUUUUCCCGGUACGCACAAAUGGAAGAAAACAAUAAAAAAGUCAAAGAAAAUUUAGUAUAUUUUAAAAUAAAUCAUACCGAGUUCAGCGAUCUAACUGAAGAAGAAAUCCAAGCUUAUUAUUUGAAGAACCCUACCGAAAAAGCUAACAACUUCAUAGCGGGAAAAAGCCCUGAGGAACAGUGGGAAAACUUCAAAAAACAAAUGAAAAAGAGAUUUAGCUCGCAAAGCGAAGAAGACAUUCCGAAAUUUUUUUUCUUUUCAAAGAUAAAGGAGGUUGAGGGGCAAGUAAGCAAUCUGAAGAAAAUCGGCCUUGCUGUUGAUUUACAACACGUGAAUCAUUACUGUGACUACGAUAAAAAAAACUCUGCGAAAACGUUCCUCGAUGAAAUUUUGAAUGAAGAAACACCCAAAGGGAAGAAACGAAGAUUCGAAGUGUUUUUUUAAAAUGUAGACUAAAGGUUUUAAAUGUUAAGAGGGAUUCUGAAGAAAACAAAG
Molecule: messenger RNA, 699 nt
Organism: Zophobas morio
Lineage: Eukaryota; Metazoa; Arthropoda; Insecta; Coleoptera; Tenebrionidae
Product: cystein proteinase inhibitor protein salarin-like
Exons: 3
Coding region: 58-648 (196 amino acids)
Source: RefSeq, a predicted model, not a curated record